Molecule: messenger RNA, 318 nt
Organism: Staurois parvus
Lineage: Eukaryota; Metazoa; Chordata; Amphibia; Anura; Ranidae
Source: the annotation of a GenBank genome assembly
CAUCAUUAACACCUGAAGAGAAAAAAACAAGGUUACAGUGGUCUAAAGAAAAGCAAUCAUGGACUGUGGAUGACUGGAUGAAUGUAAUAUUCAGUGAUGAAUCACGAAUCUGCAUUGGGCAGGGUGAUGAUGCUAUAACUUUUGUUUGGUGCUGUUCCAAUGAAAUGUAUAAAGACGACUGCCUGAAGAAAACAUGCAAAGUUUCACAAUCAUUGAGUCAUUAAAUCUUCAAUAAAUGUACAAGUUUAUGUUGAGAUUGUGGACACUUUUCCAUCAUUUGAAAGGAUAUUUGGUGAUGAUGACAUAAUUUUUCAGGUU